Messenger RNA from Cuculus canorus (common cuckoo), 4287 nucleotides. It is a transcript of the gene KIFC3, whose product is annotated as kinesin family member C3. Lineage: Eukaryota; Metazoa; Chordata; Aves; Cuculiformes; Cuculidae. Gene Ontology annotation, biological process: microtubule-based movement. The transcript is spliced from 22 exons. The coding region runs from base 491 to 3481 and encodes 996 amino acids. The record is from RefSeq and is a predicted model, not a curated record. Gene Ontology annotation, molecular function: ATP binding; microtubule binding; microtubule motor activity.
ACCAGAGGUUUGCACAGGCUGAGAAAUUCAGCAGUGAAGGUGGCACUGGAUACUGGAAACCAUCUUCUGCUUUCAUUCACUGGGGAGGCUGACAGCAAUUGGAGCAUCUUUUGGGGGAAUCCUGCCACUCUGGCUCUGCAUCAGCUGCUGGGACCCUCUGGCAUUGGGCACCACCACGUCUUUACAAAAGCAUUUACUAGUCCUUAACAAGGGGAGAGGAGAACUGCUGAGGGGCUUCACCCUGGAAUCCCUGAGUUUGGGAGUGAGUUGGCAAAGCCCCUGUUGAAAGGACAACGAUUUCUCAGUGCUGGCAUUCCAGCUGCACGGCACCGUGUGUGGAAAAACGCAGUGAAGCACCUCACCUCAGAGAGCUGCUGUGAGCAUUGGCCACACCAGCCCAGCUCGGUGCCAGGGUCCGAGGGUGGCUUCCAGCAGAGGUCCACACGGGCUGUAUCCAGAGCCCAGCAUCUCUUCCCCAUCCACGUGGGCCAUGCACGCGCUGUGUGCACUAGCAGGAGUGUCAGUGCAGGGCUGGAAGAAGGUGAGCAGCAAGAGGAGCGGGAUGCAGGCCGUGGAGAGCAUCCCUGCCCGCAGCGAGGAGGGCAAGAGCUGCAGCCUCAAGGGUUAUUUCUGCCGACCUGCCAACAUCAUGCAGAGAUUGGCACGUGGAGGAAGAUGCUUCCGAAAAACAUGCCAGGGUCCAGGCUUGGCGUGGCUGGGCCCACAGAGGUGUUGCUGCGCUCGGGAACCCUGUGCCAUGAUCACAUCCCACAAAACCUGGGAUCUGGGAUACGUGUCCUCUGCAAGAACUGCCUGGAAGACGAAGGACCUUCCCCUAGACGGCUGCGGGCAGGACACACACGUCACCGGGAGUGGAGCAGGUACCUCUCCCCAGGCUUCUCUGCUGCCUGCGCUGGUUCACCAUAAAAUCCUCAGCGUGAGCUGGCUGGACACUGCAAACCCCUGCGGGCACUGCCUGGCUCUCCCGGCCCUACGCGAGGCAGAGAGCCGGCACCAGGCCCCGACACCAGCCACGGAGGAGCCGCCGGCACCCCCUCGUGAGCCGGCAGCUGCCACACCAGUGCAGACAGCCUCCACCAUGAACCUGGAGAAAGCAGGAGGGAGGCUUUGCAGUGGGAAACGCUCCAGUCUGCCAGCAGCCCGGCCCUUCCCGGUGAUCCACAAAGUGAUGGCCUCCAUGGCACAUCUGCAGGAGGAGAAGCUGCGACUACAGGAGGAGCUACUGGGGCUGCAGGAGAAGCUCACUGCCCGGGAGAACGACGAGCUCUCCCGCUCUCUCCAGCUGCAAAGCCAGGUUGAAACUCUGAAGACGAAGCUCCUGGAGCAGGCGCAGGAGAUCAGCCGGCUGCGCUCAGAGCUGGGCGGCACGGACACGGAGAAGCACCGGGACCUGCUGGCGGCUGAGAACGAGCGCUUGCGGCAGGAGAUGAAGGCUUGCGAGGGGGAGCUGCGGGAGCUGCGGCGGCAGCAGCAGGUGCCGUGCCAGGGCUGUGCCCACCUCCAGGAGAACGCAGAGCUGCAGGAGCGGGUAUCCCAGCUGCAGCGGGAGGCAGAGGAGAUGCGGGCCAAGCUGGCAGAGCUGGAGCUGGAGGUGCAGCAGAAGACAAACCGCUUGGCCGAGGUGGAGCUACGACUGAAGGACUCCCUGGCUGAGAGAGCUGAGGAGGAGGAGCGGCUGAGCCGGCGGCUGCGGGACAGCCAGGAGACCAUUGCCAGCCUCAAGUCCCAGCCCCAGCAAAUAAAGUACAUUAUCAAGACGGUGGAGGUGGAGUCAGCCAAGGCGAAACAAGCCCUGUGCGAAAGCCAGUCCCGAAACCAGUACCUGCAGGAGCAGGUGGGGAUGCAGAGGCAGGUGCUGAAGGAGAUGGAGCAGCAGCUGCAGAGCUCCCAAAAGACAGCGGCUCAACUCAGAGCUCAGAUCGUGAUGUAUGAGGCUGAGCUUGAGCGAGCCCAUGGGCAGAUGCUGGAGGAGAUGCAGGCCAUGGAAGAGGAGAAGAAUCGUGCCAUUGAGGAGGCGUUUUCCCGUGCCCAAGUGGAGAUGAAGGCGGUGCACGAAAACCUGGCAGGCGUCCGGACGAACCUGCUGACACUGCAGCCAGCGCUGCGCACCCUCACCCAUGACUACAACAGCCUGAAGCGUCAGGUCCGUGACUUCCCCCUGCUCCUCCAGGAGACCCUGCGGAGCGCCAGGGCAGAGAUUGGCCAGGCCAUCGAGGAGGUGCACAGCACCAACCGGGAGCUGCUGCGCAAGUAUCGGCGGGAGCUGCAGCUCCGCAAGAAGUGUCACAACGAGCUGGUGCGGUUAAAAGGAAACAUACGUGUUUUUGGGCGAGUCCGCCCCAUCACAAAGGAGGACGGUGAGGGCCCGGAGGCAGCCAAUGCAGUGACCUUUGACGCUGACGAUGAUGCUGUCCUGCACCUCUUGCACAAGGGGAAGCAGGUGUCCUUUGAGCUGGAUAAGGUCUUCCCUCCACAAGCGUCCCAGGAGGAGGUGUUUCAGGAGGUUCAAGCCCUGGUCACUUCCUGCAUCGAUGGCUACAACGUCUGCAUCUUCGCCUACGGACAGACAGGGGCAGGGAAAACCUACACCAUGGAGGGAACAGCAGCCAAUCCAGGGAUCAACCAACGGGCCCUGCAGCUCCUCUUCUCCGAGGUGCGGAGCAAGGCAGCGGACUGGGACUACACCAUCAGUGUCAGCGCUGCUGAGAUUUACAACGAGUCACUCAGAGACUUGCUGGGGAAGGAGCCCCAGGAGAAGCUGGAGAUCAAGCUGUGCCCCGAUGGCAGCGGGCAGCUCUAUGUGCCUGGGCUGACUGAGUUCAGGGUGCAGAGCGUGGAGGACAUCAACAAGGUCUUCGAGUUUGGCCAUGUCAACCGGGUAACCGAGUGCACCAACCUGAACGAGCACAGCUCCCGCUCCCACGCCCUCCUCAUCGUCACCGUCCGUGGCCUUGACCACAGCACAGGGCUCCGCACCACAGGGAAGCUGAACCUGGUAGACCUGGCGGGAUCGGAGCGGGUCGGGCGAUCAGGCGCAGAGGGCAGCCGGCUCCGCGAGGCACAGCACAUCAACAAAUCCCUCUCGGCGCUGGGUGAUGUCAUUUAUGCCCUGCGCUCCCGGCAGGGCCACGUGCCCUUCCGCAACUCCAAGCUGACCUACCUGCUGCAGGACUCGCUCAGCGGUGACAGCAAGACGCUCAUGAUGGUGCAGGUCUCUCCUGCUGAGAAAAACACCAGCGAGACGUUGUGCUCCUUGAAGUUCGCUGAGAGGGUUCGCUCCGUGGAGCUGGGUCCUGUCUCCCGCAAGGCUGAGCUGGCCACCUGGCCCAGCCAGGAGCAGCUGGAGGGUGACUCGCCAGGGACCGCAGCACCUCCUGGCCGGGGCCACACAUCCUCCAGCGCAGGGCAGCUCUCUGGCCGCGCUGCCUCCAUCCGCAGGAAGCUCCAGACCUCAGCCUGACUCGGGGGCAGCCAGAGCUGCCAGGGAAGCUGAGGCCGGUUUCCGUGUGAUGAGUGCCAGCCCCAGCACCAACCCUGCUGCAGGACACAGCCCCUCAUGGUGCUACAGAGAUGGCUGCUGGAAGACACGAAGGCUUCGAUGCCAUCCCCUCGCUCUCCAGGACACGGGACCAGAGGGUGAUGACACCUCUCACCACGAGUAGCAUGGGGCCAGGGUCUCCCUGCAGCCAGACCCCCAUCUCAGGAUGGGGGACAGCUGUGCUGGGCAGGGAUUUGCCCCACUCAGACUCAACUCUGACUCUUGAUUGUUGCUGGAGUGGGGAGCUGCUGGAUGCUCCUGUCUCUCCAGCUUUGAUUUUACAGCAGUAGAGGUAUCUGGCUGAGAGGGGGGCUCAGAGCUGGGCGAGCCCCUAGACAUGUCUCUGUUACCCCAUGGGACCAACCUGGCCACGGCUCCUCCAAAACUACAUCCAGGCAGCUGCCUGAUGUUGUUGGAAACAGCACGUCCUCCAAUUUAAGCCAGAAAAAAAUCCCAGCAUCUCCUUUCCCUGUAGGUUUCUCAAGCCCUGUUGUUGCAUGAAGGCACUCUGGUGCCAUGCAUGAGCCGAGCUGCCGUUCAUCCUGGUGCCAGUGCUGCCAGGGCCCCGCACCGGCCGCUCCGGCACAGAGGGAGAGCGGUCGCGGGGCUGCCUGUGUUACACGGCACCAGAGUGGAUUUUGUGGUCUCAAAUGAAGCUAUUUUAAAGUUAUUUACCAGUUGUGUUGUCAAGAGAGAUCACAGUGUGGUCGAGAUGAAAGUGUUUGAAA